Molecule: messenger RNA, 7888 nt
Organism: Varroa destructor (honeybee mite)
Lineage: Eukaryota; Metazoa; Arthropoda; Arachnida; Mesostigmata; Varroidae
Gene: Lnk
Product: SH2B adapter-like protein Lnk
Biological process (GO): intracellular signal transduction
Cellular component (GO): plasma membrane
Molecular function (GO): transmembrane receptor protein tyrosine kinase adaptor activity
Source: RefSeq, a predicted model, not a curated record
AGGUUUUUUAGCUGAGGUAAUGCGAGACCAUUGACACAAACCUGAGUUUUAGCUGUCCAGACAUGGCUGUGAGACGUUUCUAUGAGAGAUUACGUAAGUAAGAGCUUCGAAUACGAUGUUUAAACCCGAAACUUCUAUAAGCAACUAUAGCGUUAGCGGACGGUCAACGGAGAUACGAUUACAGUUUAUUAUUAUUAUUAUUAUCCUACGUCGAAAAGCAAUCUUUCCGUUAGCAUACUAUACCCAUUACGUCGUGCGAAUGCUUCAUCCAUUCUCAGCCAAAUUCUGUUUAGCGUCAGAGUUCCAGGCUCCCAAUAAAGCCUAUGAUUCGGGCUAGAGCGUGCAUCUUUGUAUACAAGUACAUUUAGCUUAUUGACAAUUUUCAGAUGCUAACGAUGCCCUUUGAAGGCUUUCGUCGUAAGAGGAUCGACAUGCUAAAUUUGAAUAUAUCUGUGAAUUUUUUCGUUUUUUCGCAUUACAGCAUUUGACUCAGCCUUCGAAUACUUCAUCUUCGGAUAAAGGUUAGGCUUCAUGCAAGUACAGGAUGACUGACACUAGCUAUGUUAGUACUUUAUCGGUAUCGUUCAAUCAGCGAACAACUUUGCUUUGUUUAACAGCUCAAAUGUAGGUAAUCUUAUGUAGAUUGGUGAUAGAUUAGAAUUGGUGCUGUUGUUAGAGAGAUAUACACGAGAAUACGAAUUAUGAUAGAUGUGUACGGUGAACCGUUACAUUAGUCUACUAGACAAUACAGAUUCCGUAAUAAGACCACCAAGCGGGCUGCAGCGAUCCAGGAACAGAGAGAGACUCUAAAACUAUUGUUCAUCAAUGGACCUCACUGCAGUGGCUCACAAUGCCGAGUAAAACAGUCUAUGCGAAAGAUAAUACUUCGUUGAACCUGCAGAUUCGCCCCAGAGUGCCGCGAGCGUCGCUGAAUGACACAGUUCGAGAUUUUUUAAGAUACCGUCAGGCCAAAAACGUAAAGUGGUAUCCACGACUACACUCUCACGAUAUGGUAUAGCUGCAAUUUUAUAAUAGUUAGGAGUAACGUAAAAAAACGAUAUCUCUGGGAAAAAUGUUUUCUUUUUUGUUCGCAAUACAACAAGCUCGCUACGGGUUCGAAUUUAGAUGGGAGACAAGACUGCUUUUUCAGGUAAUUAACGGCUAAGAAAAUAUCGAGAGCUUAGUGUCACAUUUUUUCCACGGGCUUAUCGAUGCUGGGGAUACAGGCAAUCGGAAACCUGGAACCAGUGACAAGAAGCAUCACAGUAACCCAACAAGAACAACGAUAGCGCCACACAGAGUGGACAAUUUUUGACACAAACGGGUCUGGGAUGGGUCUCGGGUUGCGACCCUGAAUUAAUUUGAAUUGAUUCGAAAACGGAACGACAAUGUUCGGACCAAAUCGUUGCAAUUCGGCGUGUGUAAGGCUCGUGAGCAGGUAGGAGCGGAUGUUAUACAUUCCGAAUGUUGUUAUUAUUACCACGUAAAUCGUGUCGUGGAUAACAGUCAUCAUAAUACAUUAUUUGUUAAGAUGAUCGUAAGCGAAAGGCUUAUUAACGUAAGUAUGUGAACGGUCUAAUCGAAUGGAUAAUAUUCUUCUCUAAUUAGGAUAGAGACAGGCGUAAUUACGUAUUCGAAAUAGAUCGAUUUAUUUUUAAGGUAACUUUCGCUUUUGGAUAGUUUCUCAUAAGAGUUUACUUUAUCGUACGGGCAUUGAAAACUAGGAAAAAAUGGUCGAAAAUUUUCAAGCGAGCCUGAAAAAACAUUAUAACUAGCUAGCCUCACUACUAACACCAUUGAUAUCUCACACAACUUUUUGCAGAUAACAAAUAUAAUUUUAAGAACAUUCUAGCAUCUAUGUUGUUUGACUAUGAUAGUAAUGAAUCUUCUACCGCUGUACCGUUAAUUCACGGUUGCCCACGCUACGCGCUGACUUUUUUCGUGCUGACUGGCGCGUCUGCUCAGAAUGCAAAUAAUCCUGCUCUCUUUCCACUGUAUUGCAUAAAAAUCCGUUUAAAAAUAAAGAAAAAAAGGUGUAAAUUUUGCUAUCAGCGUAGGAUCAAUCGUACUCAAAUUUAUGUAGCUCAUAGCAUAGUACAACGAUGAGCCCAACUAAUUUAAGCGUAUCUUUUUUUUUCUAAUUCUAAAGCCAACUUGUUCUAGAAGUGUAUGUCUGCUGCUCCGUCAAAUAAAUCGCUACUGACGCUGGCUGCAAUACAAAGCAGUUUUCCCCAAUGAUAAAGAUCAACGUGACGGGCAUCUGUAAUUCAGUGUUCGUUGAGACAUCCCCUGUCCCCACGAAAAACAAAGAAAUACGAGUUUAGAUGACACGUUUCGCCUUCCACUCGGGACCAGUUGAUGAUUCAUCGCUGAUCGCGCGUCUGUUACUACAGCGACUGGCAUCACCUUUACGCUUGCCAUCUUCGUCGAUUUGUCCGUCUGUCUGCCAAUCAUGUUUGCUGUUGUGACAGUCCAUGUGUUCUGUCCAUCAGUUUUCUGCCCGGCUUUCUCUCGUUCGUCUUUUCCUUAAGCUCCCUCGAAUCUUCAAGUAGCAUCAAACAUGACUGCUAGCUUCCCUUGAUCCUCGCUCGCCGAUCGCUGUUUUCUGACUGCUGUAGAGGAGAGUUCGCGACGAAGAGGCGACAGCGAAGUGGGGAGAGGCCUAGCGACAACCAGUCAGCACUUAGCGAAAGAAAACACUCACACGCUCAGUGUUCAACGCGUGAACAACUGCUACUGUUAUUGUAUAGGCAAAUACCGUUCCCUUAGUCGGUGCCACCAUGGACCUCUCGGUGUUUGCUGUCGUUCACAGCGGAUCGCCCGCCCCCGGAGAUUUGCAUGGGGCCCUCCCUCUUGCCAGUAAGCGAUACUGCUCGCCAAACAAUAACGUCGUUGCUUCGAAGGAAAGGGAACUGCCCGCCAAUGAAGCUGAGCGCAAACGUCUGCCUUAGCGUUCGUCCUACUCACACUUACUCUCCGUAUGACUUUAUUUGACUGGCUAGUUGAGUCAGUGGGCUAGUGAGCUGUGCAGUGUGCCAUUUACCGUACGUGUCCGUUGCCAUGUGCGGUCUCGGCCGAUCACAGGAAAAAACGAACUUUGCAGCAAAGUUAGGGAAGGUGGCAGUUACAGCGGUCUCACUAACCAAACAGCGAAAUGUUCUAUUGACUAGUGGGGCAUGUGAUCGUUCGAGGUGUCGCAAUACGUUUAGUUAUUGAAGCGACGGCCGUCCUGUUCCUCCAGCUAUACGGUGCUGAAACCGCAACGACAAAGCAGCAGAAACGCAAGCUAACAGCCUCCAGCGCUCUAUAGCGUGUGUCCCAUUGCCAUUGUGUAAGAAGUGAUCGGCAACACGUCUGGCUCGAAUCAGCCGUCUUUGCCGAGUUAUCUCUGCAUGCAGUGCUCUCCGUCGGGCAGAAAAAUACACGCUUGCCACACGAGCAAGCAUUGUUGUGUGCUCUAACUGGAUAUAGUCUAGCCAACGAGCGUAGAGCGGCGGCGCUGUUAACCAUGCUUUCGUUCCGCGAGAGACGUACCGCCACUGCCAGCCACCGUUACCAUCGUCACUCUCAACGUGCGCAGCGUGUGGUCUCCCGCAUACAAAAUAAACUCAUCUAGCCAGCCAGCCAGCCAGCCAGCUACCCAGCCAGCCUGUGGUGUCACAAGUUGAGCCAGAGCUGGAUAUUCUUGAAUGUCUUUGCUAAGCGUCAGCCACGCCGGCUACCGUGCAGAUCGCCGUGAGACAGAUUUUUCUAUAGCCGCCAGGAGAGGAGGAUCCGUUUGAAUCAGUCUGCCGGUGGACUUAUCACUACGGCUACUGCUACUACGGAAGAGUACUGGCUUAGUAGUUUUUCUACGGCUGGCCUUUUCGUACAUCUUUCAUUGAUGAGUACUCGAAUAUAUUAACGGGAAUACGGCCCCACCAACAAUAACAGCAGCAAUUAAGCGCCUGUUCCGGUUAGCGCUGACGCUGUCAUCGUAGUUGUUUUGGUGGAGUCCGUAAAGCUCUCGGUCGAACGACGGAGUUGAUUACGUUGUGCAUACGUACAGGCAUGGGCCGCACCUCUUCAUAGCAGCAGCAGCAGCAGCAACAGGCCCUGUUGUUAUCAAGUUAGAUUAGUGGUGCAUGGUGGUGCCAGUGGCUAAGAAAUGCCCACCCGUGUAGCAAUUCACCGUUCAUAUCGUUUACCACAACAGUAACUGAUGUUGUUUUGGUGGUGUUUGUUUGUCUAUCUAUCCGCUGCUGGGUGAGUGCGUGUACCCAUUCAGGACGGUCCUGGUGGCGACCCGAUACUUACCAAACGGUGUUACGCUCAUUGCAAUCGGCCCCUGGCCACAGCGGCAACAGCUACUGCUUCUGCUACUACAACUAUUAACCCCGAAGGGAGGGAAAGGACGGAACGUAAUAAACGGUCGAUCAGAUAACUGAGCCGAUCAGUCAGAGCCGUAGUAGUAGUACCAACUAAGAGUUAUAGUCGUUGAUUCAAGUGUCGGAUCGAUUGGAUGGCUCAUUUCGUCGGAUUGUUACUUGGAGAUUCUCCUCAGUCGCGGUCAAACGGAGUCCGGCGUUUGGAAGCCUGGGAUUGAUAAAGGCUCAAAUGCACCAGGAUUGACGAAAGCGACAGAUGUCGUUUUAAGUGACGACAUGGCACCAAAGGACCAUGAGCCUCGGGACAACUAUUUUGCUCUCCUAACAACAGCAACAACAACGACAACAACGACAACGAUAACGGUCGCUAGUGAUAACGUUGACGAGAAGCGGUCAUCGUGCUUGUUGCUUAUAUCGGUGACACCGAAUGAAUCCCAAGGGACAGAAUCCUUGGGUCCACAAUUUGCGGACCAGCAACAGUCGACCGUGCCUGCCGGAACGAACGACUCAUCAAACGGGGCUUUGUUAAUGUCUCCGUCGACCUCUUCUAGCCUAAGUGAUCAGCCUCUUGUUCAGUUGGCAAGUCCAGCUGCCGCGUCUAGCACAAUUAGCAGCUCUUCGAUGACGCCAACUUUCGCUGUGACAACAUCUACAACAGGUAGCACCACGACGGCGGGAAACAUUGGGUUAACCGCAUCAAAAAGCGCACUCACAUCCACCGCCUUGGUUGAGCCCGAUGCUCCACGUGCCCGUAGUAGGUCAGCAACUUUCUUUCGGCGCAUCUCAUUCCGUGGACUUCGUCGGAAUCUCUUUAACAACCACAGUAAUGCUAACAGCACUGGGGCAUCAAGCGAACAAGAUGCUACUCCUUCAACUUCCGUUCCUGGAACAGAACUAUCUAAUGGCGAGACCGGUGCUGCUCCAGCAGCAGCAGCAACAGCAGCAGCAGCAAACCCCAGUGGUGGAAGCGGCGGCGGGGGAGGACUUUUGUCUGCUGGACCUCGAGCUGUGCGUUCUCGUUUGGAGCGUCUUCGACAGCAUCGGAUCGCCGCGGAGUGCUUGAAGGAGGCGGUUGUCGAACUUCUUGUUCCAGACGAUGAUGAAAUUGGUGGAACUGGAGCGGCAGGUCUUGGGGCACAUCCCAGAGGCCAUAAAUGGACAAGAUGUCGGCUCUCGCUAGUACGAAUAUCUGCUGGAUGUCUAUUGGAAUUUUACGUUCCUCCCAAAGCACUCCGAGCAAAAAAAGGAGUUUUUUGUAUGCUACUAACGGAAGUUCGUGAAACAACUGCGCUGGAAAUGCCUGAUCAUGAAAACACAUUCGUCCUACGCGCGACCCAAGCGGGAUACGCAUUAGCUGCAAGGUGUACCACAGGAGCGACAGCAUCUGCGACCAGCUCUCAGCAGUCUCAACAAAAGGUCCCUACGCAACAACGACAGUCAGGGGCCUUAGUUAACGUAACGACCACAACCGUCGCCAGUGCACAGUACAAUUCAACGACACAGACACUUAACGCUGGUCGACGCUCAGAGACACUCGGGUGUUCACGUGCGAGUGCAGUAACAGCAAAUCGAAGCAAGGAACCCGAGAAUGCUGCAAGAACUGAAAUUUCUACUUCUGAUGGAGGAGCAACUGCUGGAACAAACCUACGACCUCAACAAGAGUUCAUUAUACAAGCUGGCGAUGCGGCCGCAAUGCGCGGCUGGAUAAACAGUUUACGCUUCUAUGCGGGCGUAGGUUCUGGGGACGGUUCAAUGUCAGGUCUAGGUCUCGCAGGAUCGUCUUUGGGUGGCGACGGCUAUCCACAUUUAGCGACGCAUCACGAUUCAACCGGAAGUCACCGACCACGCUCAGCAACUGCUGCCUCGGAUACUUUGAACCGGUUACGCGAGCAGGCCUCAAACAAGCGGCAACCACCGCUUGAGGAAACACCCAUUCCUCCGGGAAGUGGCCCUACAACUAACGCGUCUGGUCGACUAGUAGCGCUUUCGGAAAGUCAGGGAGCUCUCGGGGCUGGAGCACAAGGAGGACUCGUUCUUUUUGCAGGGACCACCGAUACUGAAGGGGACAUUGCCGCUCAAUUAGUCGAGUAUCCCUGGUUUCAUGGCACGCUAUCCAGACAGGAUGCCGCCAUGUUGGUAUUACGAGAUGGACCAUCAGCUCACGGCUUCUUCCUCGUACGACAAUCUGAAACACGAAAGGGAGAGUUUGUACUCACCUUUAAUUUCCAAGGUCGAGCAAAGCAUUUACGUAUGACGAUCAACGGCGAGGGCCAGUGUCAUGUACAGCACCUAUGGUUCCAAAGCGUAUUCGAUAUGCUUGAACAUUUCCGAUUGCACGCCAUUCCCCUCGAGAGUGGAGGAACAUCCGAUGUGACCCUUACCGAGUUUGUACUCAAUCAACCGUUCAUUCUCCAUACGACGCCUCCGUCCAACGCAACAACGCUGCAUACGCCGACCCAGUCUCCUGCCACGGGUCACGACAUCAUGAUGCCACAUGACCUAAGCCUAGAAGGUGACGCAGAUCAUGUAAUGAGCUCUCGCCAUGGAACGACAAAUCACUCGCAUGGUGGAGCGACUGUAGGAUUUGAGAUAGGGGCUGGAGGCCAUGGAGUCAUCGACAGCUUACAGAGUUCGUGGGCCGGUUCUGUCCGCCAUCGGGUCGUAUCGCUUGAGAACCUCGUCAGUGGGGGUGUCACCGGGACAGUCGGAACCCAGCAGAACUCCUCUUCCGGACAGCUCAAAGGACGCGCCGUAGAAAACACCUAUUCGUUUGUCUGAAACAAGGGAUUUUGCUAGAUGGAGGCGUAAGAGCGAGGUGUGCUCUCAUCAAAGUUGAAAACUACGUGCAAAAUACGGUUACCAAAAAUGCGUUGUUCUUCUUCCAUAUACUAAUUUAAUGUGUGAGCCUUUUGUGUUGCAUUCAUUGUUAAACUGACGUGGGAGUCGGGAAGGAAGUACAAACAAGCAGGAUUAGCCUCAACCCUGUUACAGCAUAGGCCUAUAAACAGUAGCUAGUGUCAACGAAAUGAAGAAAAUCAAGUUCCGAUAUGAAAUAUUGAUCAUUAUAUGAGCACGAGUUACGAGAAGCUACGCGUUACGUUGUUCAAAUAGGUCACCAAAGUACGUACCCUCUUUUCCAAACGAGUUUUGUGAUUCCGAGGAAAAUAUCGACUUUAUACGGGACGGUCAAACCUUGUUAGUAGUUUGCAGUUGGCAAGAUUGGUCCAAGGGUUAUGCGCUUCAGGCAAAUUGGAUAAGGGUUUAUCUAGAAUAAAUGAUAUCCUUUCAAAUACGCAGUCGAUCAUUGCCUUCUUCUAGGCAUAUAUUAGUAAAUGCCAAUAAUAGCAAAAUCAAAUAGACCACCGAUUUUGCACCAUUUCAUUUAUUCUAUAUUGCCAAAUUGACUGGGUAGCUGUAAAACUUUCCCUAGGACUUCGUGAGCAAUUUACGUUUGUCUUUCUUGUUUUUUUUUUUUUGCAUAGGAGUAUAUCAUCGUCGUGCAUAGAGACUCAGAUAACGAA